Molecule: messenger RNA, 992 nt
Organism: Prunus avium (sweet cherry)
Lineage: Eukaryota; Viridiplantae; Streptophyta; Magnoliopsida; Rosales; Rosaceae
Source: RefSeq, a predicted model, not a curated record
AUCUCUUUAGUUUUUCUCUUUAUUAAAGAAAGUUUGCUCCUUUCUUGAUUUCAAAACCCAAACAUUUGAACACCCAAUCUUAAUAUUAAUAUUAAUAUUAUACACAACAUAACCUCAUCUCACAGGCAAUCCAUAUUCAUAUUAAUGUUCUUGCUUGGCUCCUGAGUAAACCCAAGUCUCCCUUUGUCUGCACUCAAAGAACAACAGCUACAGAGACAGCCUUCAUAAUAAUACUAAUUAGCCCCCAAAAUCCCAUCCCAUAUUCUCUGUUUUAUCCCAAUCCCAAUCUCCAAGUGGCAAAUCAAAAACCAUCAUCACCAUGUCCUCCUUGCAGCCUCAGCAACAACAGCCUGCUCUUGUUUACCCAAACAACGUGAGAGGACAGCCGUCUUCUUCCCACCAUUCAAAUGGCUCAUUUGGGACGGUUUUCAUUGUGCUGGCCGUUAUAGUUGUCAUAUCAGCCAUUGCUUGCUUUCUUGGACGGCUCUGCAACCGCCGCCUCCACAACUCAAAACCCAACAAGCAACCGGAGCAAAACUUUCGUCCCAGCAAAAAAGAAGCUGCGGUGAAUAAUCACCACAUGGAGUUUGGGAAUAAUAAGAAUCCCAGCUUUCGUGCCCCCAAAGACACAGACAUCGAAUUCGGGUUCGACAAGAAAAUCCCAAAUGGCAAUGGCAGCAGAUCAGAGAGCAGAGGAUACAUGAACAAUCACAGCAAACCACAUCAUGGAAAUGGUGAUCAUCAUAUUCACAUGAAAGGUGAAAUGAAGCAGCCUGGUGAUCAUGUUGUGAUUAGAGAGCCCCGAGCCAGUGGAUGAAUUGCAUGAUGAUGUCACACGUAAGGAUGGGAUCAUCAGUAACUUGUAGUAGCUGGAUUGGCAUAUCUGUCAAAAUUAAAUUAGUCCUCUCGUUUUCUCUGUUCUUCUCUGUUUUCUUUUUGCCUUUUCAUUUAUUUAUAAUUUCCAAACUCUGCAACUUCUUCAAGUAUUGAUA